GCGCCGCGCUCGUCCGCGGAGGAGGCGGCCCGGCCCUGGCAGCUGCGGCUCGGGGUCCGUCGAGGGGAGGCCGAGCCUGCCAAGCUGGCGCCCAGCGGGGUCAUCGUGCCCGGCGCCCGCGGCGGCGGCGCGCUGGCGCAGGCUGCCGGGCCGGGCCUCCUGGCCCUGCUGCUCGCGGUCUCCGCCCCUCUCCGGCUGCAGGCGGAGGAGCUGGGUGAUGGCUGUGGACACCUAGUGACUUAUCAGGAUAGUGGCACAAUGACAUCUAAGAAUUAUCCUGGGACCUACCCCAAUCACACUGUUUGCGAAAAGACAAUUACAGUACCAAAGGGGAAAAGACUGAUUCUGAGGUUGGGAGAUUUGGAUAUCGAAUCCCAGACCUGUGCUUCUGACUAUCUUCUCUUCACCAGCUCUUCAGAUCAAUAUGGUCCAUACUGUGGAAGUAUGACUGUUCCCAAAGAACUCUUGUUGAACACAAGUGAAGUAACCGUCCGCUUUGAGAGUGGAUCCCACAUUUCUGGCCGGGGUUUUUUGCUGACCUAUGCAAGCAGCGACCAUCCAGAUUUAAUAACGUGUUUGGAACGAGCUAGCCAUUAUUUGAAGACAGAAUACAGCAAAUUCUGCCCAGCUGGUUGUAGAGACGUAGCAGGAGACAUUUCUGGGAAUAUGGUAGAUGGAUAUAGAGAUACCUCUUUAUUGUGCAAAGCUGCCAUCCAUGCAGGAAUAAUUGCUGAUGAACUGGGUGGCCAGAUCAGUGUGCUUCAGCGCAAAGGGAUCAGUCGAUAUGAAGGGAUUCUGGCCAAUGGUGUGCUUUCAAGGGAUGGUUCCCUGUCAGACAAGCGAUUUCUGUUUACCUCCAAUGGUUGCAGCAGAUCCUUGAGUUUGGAACCUGACGGGCAAAUCAGAGCUUCUUCCUCAUGGCAGUCAGUCAAUGAGAGUGGAGACCAAGUUCACUGGUCUCCUGGCCAAGCUCGACUUCAGGACCAAGGCCCAUCAUGGGCUUCGGGUGACAGUAGCAACAACCACAAAUCACGAGAGUGGCUGGAGAUCGAUUUGGGGGAGAAAAAGAAAAUAACAGGAAUUAGGACCACAGGAUCUACACAGUCGAACUUCAACUUUUAUGUUAAGAGUUUUGUGAUGAACUUCAAAAACAAUAAUUCUAAGUGGAAGACCUAUAAAGGAAUUGUGAAUAAUGAAGAAAAGGUGUUUCAGGGUAACUCUAACUUUCGGGACCCAGUGCAAAACAAUUUCAUCCCUCCCAUCGUGGCCAGAUAUGUGCGGGUUGUCCCCCAGACAUGGCACCAGAGGAUAGCCUUGAAGGUGGAGCUCAUUGGUUGCCAGAUUACACAAGGUAAUGAUUCAUUGGUGUGGCGCAAGACAAGUCAAAGCACCAGUGUUUCAACUAAGAAAGAAGAUGAGACAAUCACAAGGCCCGUCCCCUCGGAAGAAACAUCCACAGGAAUAAACAUUACAACGGUGGCUAUUCCAUUGGUGCUCCUUGUUGUCCUGGUGUUUGCUGGAAUGGGGAUCUUUGCAGCCUUUAGAAAGAAGAAGAAGAAAGGAAGUCCAUAUGGAUCAGCAGAGGCUCAGAAAACAGACUGUUGGAAGCAGAUUAAAUAUCCCUUUGCCAGACAUCAGUCAGCUGAGUUUACCAUCAGCUAUGAUAAUGAGAAGGAGAUGACACAAAAGUUAGAUCUCAUCACAAGUGAUAUGGCAGAUUACCAGCAGCCCCUCAUGCUUGGCACCGGGACAGUCACGAGGAAGGGCUCCACCUUCCGGCCCAUGGACACGGACGCCGAGGAGGCAGGGGUGAGCACCGACGCUGGCGGCCACUAUGACUGCCCACAGCGGGCCGGCCGCCACGAGUACGCGCUGCCCCUGGCACCCCCGGAGCCCGAGUACGCCACGCCCAUCGUGGAGCGGCACCUGCUGCGCGCCCACACGUUCUCCGCGCAGAGCGGCUACCGCGUCCCGGGGCCCCAGCCCGGCCACAAACACUCCCUCUCCUCGGGCGGCUUCUCCCCCGUAGCGGGUGUGGGCGCCCAGAACGGAGACUAUCAAAGGCCACACAGCGCACAGCCUGCGGACAGGGGCUACGACCGGCCCAAAGCUGCCAGCGCCUUCACCACCGAAAGCGGGCACCCUGACUCUCAGAAGCCCCCAACGCAUCCCGGGACGAGUGACAGCUAUUCUGCCCCCAGAGACUGCCUCACACCCCUCAACCAGACGGCCAUGACUGCCCUUUUGUGAACACAAUGUGAAAGAAGCCUGCUGUGGUACUGAGCGUCGGGCUGUCGCAAGGCACUGGAAGAAGGGAGCCUGUUGGUCCAGAGUGUGUGUGUAUCGGUGUGUGUGUACACUUGCGUGUGUGUAUGUGUGAUCCAGUAGGAUCCUAGAGACAACCUGUCAUACUGUUUACAAAAUUGUGCAGCUGGUUUCGUGCUGACCCUUAGGGUGCGUCUAUUGGGUUUCGUUGAGCUAGAAAAAUGAAAAUUUUCAGAUGGCGUUUUCAUUCCUCUGACUGUGAUAUUGAGCUGCUUUGGUGUUAAAGGUGUAAUCUGUACAGAGUUGUAUUUAACAAUAAUAAAAGUAAUAAGUUUGCUCUAUCAGAUUUUAGUUCUGCACAGACGUUAAGUGGGAAAAUGCAGCUGUUGCAAAACGUAUAUAAAUAGUAGGUUCAUUUUUUUCAGUAUAUUAUCUGAUACUGUGUUAGCAGCAGGUCUGCUUCAACCUAAUCUUGUUGUUAUUGAGUCAUUUCCUCUCCUUUGAUAACUAGAACUAAAAGCAUUUUUAACAUUCUUCUCCUGGAAGAAAUGAAUUACUUGACGCAUGAAAAGCACACCAGGGUGGUUGUUUAUUUAGCAAUUAUGACUGUAGAUUUAGAAACAAGCAAAGAAACAACACCUCAGCAGCUGCCCGUUUCCUUAGUCUCCACUUCAGAGGAGGAUUCGGAGAGGUUGGCCCAGCUCCCGUGACCAUGAAGGUGGCACAGGAAUUACAGUGUGAAUGGCUGUGUCAGAUGUUUUCGUACCUCAGAUUAAAAAUAUUGCUGAAGUCAGAUGCCACACUUUUCAUGACUUUCUUCAGAAGUAGCACAUUUUCGUGACUUCCAUUGUCCUCUGAAAAACAAAGUUAUUUGGAACAUGUUCAUACAAAAGUGACUCUGACCAAGUCUAAAUCGAGCUUCUCUACUGAGAUGAAACUGUUGGAAACUGAUCUCAUUUUAUAAGAAAUGAUUUCCCCCUCAAGGAGGUGUCCGUAAUUCCAGAACAGUCCAGACCUCAGCUGUACCUCAUGUUCAGUAGUUUUUAUUUGGGUUUUUUUUGUGAGUUAACUAUGGGAGAUUUUACCUCUUUUGCCAAAGAGGAAAGUGUGUGUGUGUUUUUUUAAUAGAAAAUAUGGACCAAAAAUUUUUUUCCCUGAAGAAUGUAUUAUAACCCUAUUUGUAUGGUUAUUACAUCCUGUGAAAUGUAUAUAUGUUAAAAUAAUGGGGGGUGCUGGAAGGUCAUGGCAGACUAGCUGCUGGUUAGUGUGGAGGGGAAAUGGUUUACUUUGUGGAGUUUACAUGGUUUUAUGUGCACACUAAUUGUAAUAAACUAUGCCAAACCAAA
Nomascus leucogenys (northern white-cheeked gibbon) is the source of this 3611-nucleotide messenger RNA. RefSeq names its product discoidin, CUB and LCCL domain containing 1 (gene DCBLD1). The record is from RefSeq and is a predicted model, not a curated record. NCBI's taxonomy places the organism in Eukaryota, Metazoa, Chordata, Mammalia, Primates, Hylobatidae.